Messenger RNA from Syngnathus acus (greater pipefish), 1383 nucleotides. RefSeq lists its product as uncharacterized. The transcript has a single exon. Lineage: Eukaryota; Metazoa; Chordata; Actinopteri; Syngnathiformes; Syngnathidae. Bases 1 to 1383 code for a protein of 460 amino acids. The record is from RefSeq and is a predicted model, not a curated record.
AUGCGUUGGGAAGAGGUCAUCACUGCCAUCAAAGCGCAACAAGGUGAAGUAGUGAAUUUCGCCCAACUUGACUGGGCAACCAAGUGUGAGAUUCUACGCAGCAAUCCUGUGACGACGAUGCGCAUGUUUGACAAGCGUGUGGAAGCUCUGUUCAGAGAUUUGAUCCUCUCUCCGGCGCGACCGAUUGUUGAGGUCGUCGACUACUUUUACCGACUGGAGUUUCAACACAGAGGAAGUCCUCACAUUCAUUGCCUCAUCUGGGUUCGAGGUGCCCCUGUAUUUGAGGAAGCCACAGAUGGAGCCAUCUGUCAUUUUGUGUCUCGCUACAUCUCGGCUGAGCUGCCGGACCCGCAGAAGGAACCGGAAUUGUACAAAAAGGUCACAGAGGUUCAGAUGCACAGCAAAAGUCACUCCAAAACGUGUGUCAAACACAAAGGUGCGAAUUGCCGCUUUGGAUUCCCCAAACAACCGUGCGAUGAAACGAUGAUCGUCAGACCUGCGCCCGUCGACGACGACAAUCGAGAUCAACACAAGGAGAAUCGGUUGGCGUCAAGUGCCAAGCUUGUUCCCGUGCUAAGUCUGCUGAAUGAGCCUGAAACGUCAUCCCUGACUUUGCCUCAGCUACUGGCUAAAUGUAAGCUCACCGGUGACGAGUACAUGAACUGUUUGCACAUGACGGCCUCGUCGAGUUCUGUCGUGCUUAAGCGAGAACCGAAGGACUGCUGGGUCAACAACUACAACCGCCAUUUGCUUCUUGCGUGGGAUGGAAACCUGGACAUCCAAUACAUCCUGAAUGCCUACUCUUGCAUCGCCUACAUCUGCAGCUACAUCAGCAAAGCUGAACACGGUCUGAGCCAAUACCUGAAAUCGGUUAUUGAAAACUCCCGCAGCGAAAAUGUCAACGAGAGCGAUGAAAUGAAGCAAAUUAUGCAAGCGUACUGCAAGAAAAGAGAAGUGAGUGCUCAGGAAUGUGUCGCACGCGCAUGCGGCUUGCAUAUGAAACAGUCCUCCCGCAGUGUGGUAUUUGUACAAACGAGUGACAAUGCGCUGAAAAUGAGUUAUCCUCUCUCACUCCUUGAGGGCAAAACGCAGGAAUCUCAUGAAGUGUGGAUGACUGGGCUGCCAGACAAAUACAAACGCAGACCUCAAACAGAGGAAUUUGAAGUAAUGUGCUUGGCUGAUUUUGCAUCAACGUGCAGAAUUGUUUAUGGCAAACAAGUCAAAGGUAAGAAUGUUUUGCCUCUGCUGAACGACAUGGGGUUUGUCCAGAAAAGAACAGAAAAACAUGCGGUCAUCAAAUACUGCAAAUACUCUGAACAAAAGGAUCCGGAGGAAUAUUACUGCUCCUUGCUCAAGCUGUACCUGCCUCAUCGUGCUUGCUGA